UCUGACUCUGACAGCUCGGCACGUCCAAGCGGAAAGACCAAUGCCGUAGCAAAGCCUCCAGGCGCCCAGAUUCGUCGGCGUGCUGCUGGCAGUCAGGUAGCGAAACCAAACUCGACGCGUGCAGCUGGAGCAGGUGGAUCCUCGGGGACAAUGCUAAAGCUUUACACGGACGAUUCGCCGGGUCUCAGGGUUGACCCAUACGUGGUUUUGAUACUCUCGCUGGCGUUCAUUGGCUCCAUCUUUUUCCUCCAUAUUUCUGCCAAAAUUAUACGGUCUCUGACCAAGUAG
Pisolithus orientalis is the source of this 288-nucleotide messenger RNA. Its product is annotated as Sec61beta family-domain-containing protein. The annotation marks the transcript as partial. Lineage: Eukaryota; Fungi; Basidiomycota; Agaricomycetes; Boletales; Pisolithaceae. The record is from RefSeq and is a predicted model, not a curated record. Gene Ontology annotation, cellular component: Sec61 translocon complex. The transcript is spliced from 3 exons. Gene Ontology annotation, biological process: intracellular protein transport.